GUGGGAAAGUGUUUCCUUCCUGCUGUGACCGGCUUUCGACCAGAUAUCAAGAUAUCGAUACCGCCAACUAUAAUGACAUACUUCCAAGUUGAUAUACUGCACAUGGCUCAUAUAAUGCCAGAACCAAUCAAGUUCGCUCCGAUCAAACCGUGCUCUACGUAUCCGGUGCAAAAAACGGUGCCUAGGAAAGCGUCAGGUGGAUGGUCGAAGCCCGAAGAAGAAAGACAGUUUGCAACUAUGUCCCUUAAUGAGAUGUGCCUUUACUUGUGCUUGCUCAGUAAAACUUCUGGGAACGUUUCCUGAGGUGACAGACAUCAACGCCGCUUAUCUUCGGCGUGCUGCUGCCCUCUUGGCGAACCGACACACCCAUUUGUGCUACUCCCACAUCCGGCUCGCCUGCUCCAAAAUUGGGAUGAAAAUGAACGAUGCGUCGGCCAAAACACAUCUCUUUUGUUCCAUCAUGUUGUUGCCAAUGGAGACAACAUUGGAAGCGCCCAAGGCGGCUGAUAAAACGAAAAUGUGGCCCCGAUUGUCUGUUCGACGAAAAACUGCUGAAGAUCCUCUCAGAAUCUAUCGCUUCGUACACAUGUCGUUAAACGAAUUGGUUUCACUCGAACAUCUUUUGUUUGGAUAUAUGGCACGUGUCUGCGGACUGAAAGCGUCGAUCUUGCUACUCUUAAAGAAGCGUGGAAAAGGAAUGGCUCGAUCAUCGCCCCCCAGCUUAUAGGCUGAUGGGAGAGUUACAGAAUCCUUGACGUCGUGACUGUGGAGUUUGGCUGCUACUUGUAUCAUCAACAUCGAACAAAUGGAAGGGCCAAUUAUGGCUGGCUGUGGUACUGUCUACUUCGACCUGACUCUCGCUACCUUUUCGUGUCCUACCCAUACUACGCAAAGCAUGCAAUCUCUGGAAAUCGCACUUGGUUCAGGCACAUAGACGUUAAUGUCG
Molecule: messenger RNA, 946 nt
Organism: Aspergillus ruber CBS 135680
Lineage: Eukaryota; Fungi; Ascomycota; Eurotiomycetes; Eurotiales; Aspergillaceae
Exons: 2
Coding region: 248-727 (159 amino acids)
Source: RefSeq, a predicted model, not a curated record